Diuraphis noxia (Russian wheat aphid) is the source of this 1908-nucleotide messenger RNA. RefSeq names its product pancreatic triacylglycerol lipase-like. Gene Ontology annotation, molecular function: lipase activity. The record is from RefSeq and is a predicted model, not a curated record. Gene Ontology annotation, biological process: lipid catabolic process. Lineage: Eukaryota; Metazoa; Arthropoda; Insecta; Hemiptera; Aphididae.
UAUAUAAUCCAGUGAACUCUUAACGUUGUAGUUUUAUCAGUCUUGAUUUUUUAAACAGUCAUGUGAGAUCCGCUCCUUUAGAACAUCGAAGCUCAUAAACAUAUCAGUUAUAUUAUAUUAUAAACCAUAACAUGCAUACCAAACUUUAUACCAGAACUAUUUUUACCAUAUCCAUCACAACAUAUUUGAUUAUAAACCAUGUGGGUCUAAUUAUUAAAGCAGAGUCUGAAGUUUCUAAUUAUGAUUUUUGGCCGUCAAAUAUAUUGGGUAAGCGUGCGAUGCAAUUGGUUAGAGACCAUUUGUCUAGAAGACAAGAGAGGAAAAAGUCGAGAACUUCAAAACAAAUUUGUUACGACAUGGUGGGAUGCUUCCCUAUACCCCGGACCAAUUAUUCGCCACUCAUGAAAUCGCCUCAGUCGCCGGAYACGGUGGAUACGAAAUUUCUGGUUAUGACCCGACAGAAUCGUAGCAAUCUGAUUUUGGUCACGUAUGGCGAUCAGCACGUUUCGAUGAACAACUCUAACUUCAGGCCUGAGCUACCGACGAAAAUCAUCAUCCACGGAUUCAAAGGCAGCGGACACGACAAGGUGGCAAAACUUCUAGGCAACGCGCUCCUGGACCUGGAAGACGCUAAUGUGAUUUUCGUGGACUGGGAAAAGGGAGCCGCCGGGCCGGGUUACGCACUAGCGGCCGCCAACACCCAGUUGAUCGGACGUCAGCUGGCGAUAUUGAUAUCGGAUAUGGUGGCGCUGAACAGCGACCCGGCAAAAAUUCACAUGAUCGGGUUCAGCCUCGGRGCCCACGUGGCGGGUUUCGCGGGAAAGGCGUUGAAACUGAUCGACAUACGCGUCGGCAGAAUUACAGGUCUGGAUCCCGCGUCYCCGCUGUUCAGACAAAUGUUGUCGGCCUCGCUGCCGUCACUGAGUUCAGACGACGCUGCGUUCGUUGACAUAGUGCACACAGACGGCGCCAGGAUAUGGUCCGAGGGGUUCGGCCUGUUCAACCCGAUUGGUGACGUCGACUACUUCCCGAACGGCGGUCUCGACCAGCCAGGCUGUGAACAAGUCCGCGGUUCGGUAAUCUUAAGCCGGUUCGAGGGAACGAUGAACUCAAGCGUGGUAUGUAAUCAUCUUCGGGCGUUACAGUUCUUCUUAGAAAGUCUCAAAGCUGUAUCAGAUCCUAAUGCAUGUCAGUUUACCACAUUUCCAUGCCCUGCUGGAUGGUCAAUGUUUCAAAGGGGCGAGUGUUUCCCCACAAAUUGCACAGAUUCAAAUUGUGUGACCAUGGGUUUUGCGGCAUCUCAAUCGAAACUCCGCGGUCCAYUGUAUUUGACAACUAGAGACUCAAGUCCAUUUUGCGGGCGACAGCUUAAGGCAUCCGUUUUAAUAUCUCCAAAAACAUCUAAACUUCGAGGUUACUUGCAAAUAUCGUUAGAAGAUGGAGACAAUACGGCAAAUUUUAAGCUACGAACAAAAUAUACGGAUUAUAUUUCGGGCGGACUUUUAGCUGAAGGACUUUCAGUUGCUAAAUAUGAAAAAUCUGUACAAAAAUAUUUAAAUGUCGAGUUAAGCUUCCAAUCGUUAGCUUAUCAAACUGAAAACGAAAAGCAUGGGCUCAACAGUAAUGUCAAUGUGGUUGUGGACAAGGUAUCCAUUUUUGACACUGAAGGAAACAUAUGGUCUAAUUGUACAGAWAAUUUGAAUUUAAUCCACGUGGACGGAACAACGAUAUACGCCCAAACGUAUUCACUUUCAUUAUUUGCUGCUUGUUAGACGGGAUGGCUAAGGACGGUCAAUUAUUUUUAUUUUUAUUUAUUGGAUGUAUCUACUUAACGAACGACUGAAAUAUUGUUACAUAUAUAUUAUAAUACUUAACAAUGUAUAAUAUAAUGGUUAUAUUAUAAACUAA